AUGUUUGGCUACUGUUUCGUCGGAUUCGAUGCCAUCAAGAGUGCCAUCCAUGGGCAGUUUGUCUACUUGCGUUUCGGUGACAACCUAGCGUGGCAACGCCAGCUGAAGCGCUACCGAUUCUUUGCCAAGGAUGAUAGGAAACCCAAAGACGAGGUGACUGUUAAAGAAGAGCCCGAAGACUACAGCAAAUCAGAUGACGAGGACAUGAAAGAUGAAGACGAAGAAGAGAACGAAGACAUGAGCGAUGGUUAUGGAAGUGAUGGCAGCGAUGAGUCGGUGAAGAAUAAGAAAAUGAGCGCAGAAUUGAUUAAAAAGAUGAACGACGCGUCCGAAGAGCGGACAAUAUUCGUGCGGAACGUGUCGUUUGGGACGAGCGCUGAAUCACUGAAUGAAAUGAUGAAACGUUUCGGUGAAACACUGUUUUGUAAGCUAUGUGUCGACGCAUACAGUGAGCACUCGAAGGGAACCCGAAAACACUUCAUAUUCUUGUUUAGCCUACGGCUGUUCACGAAUCUCCGGCGGUUUGUUCUUCUAUUGAGUCUGAAGAACAAUCUGCCUUCUGUUGACUUACAGAGCGAGCGGAAUCUGUAUUUAGCCAAAGAAGGGCUCAUAUAUCCGGACUCACCCGCGGCUGAAGGCGUCUCGCAAACAGAUCUCGCGAAGAGAUUAACACUCGAAACCCGAAAGAGAAAAACACUUCAAAACACUCAUUACUUCGUGUCUGACACUCGUCUUUGUGUCCAUAAUAUUCCACUUAAUUGUGAUAACAAACAGUUGAGAGAUAUUUUCAUGAAUGCUGUCAACGAUAAGAACGCAAGAAUUACUGAGGCGAGAGUUAUGUUGGAUCGGCUCAAGAAUGACAACAAAUUUGGUAAAUCAAAAGGAUUUGGUUUCAUUGAGUUCGCCGAACAUAUUCAUGCGCUGAAGGCAUUGAGACAAUUGAAUAACAAUCCGGACAUCUUUACGCCUCAAAAGCGACCGAUCGUUGAGUUUUCAGUCGAGAAUAAAGUGGCUUUGAAUAAGAAAAGGCAUAGAAUAGAAAGGGAUAAGAAUGGAAAAGGAGGCGAUCGUCAAAAUGGAAAGGGAGGCGAUCGUCAAAAUGGAAAGGGAGGCGAUCGUCAAAAUAGAAAGGGAGGCGAUCGUCAAAAUGGCAAAAACCCCGAUCAGUCGAACCAAGAUUUAGCGGAACAGUCAGUGAAAUAUAGUGGAGUUAUGUCGCGACCAAACAAACUGAACGAAAAGAUCUUUUGGGGCUUUCACUUAUUUUUCAACCCUCUUUACGUCUUUGUGAAUAAAAAGAAAGAUUUCGAGACACAAGACGCGCAUGACUUGCACUUCAAGAAAAGGAAAAACAUUUUCAGAGACAACGAAGACAAGAGAGCCGUUCCGAUGCCCGUUAAGAAGAAAGUCAAAUGGUUUGCACAAUAA
Messenger RNA from Oppiella nova, 1428 nucleotides. Lineage: Eukaryota; Metazoa; Arthropoda; Arachnida; Sarcoptiformes; Oppiidae. The record is from the annotation of a GenBank genome assembly.